AUGGAAUAUGCGAAGAAACUCCCCGACCAGGCCAUGCUAGACAUCAGAUUUCUGAGACUCACGGCUAUCACUGACGUAGUCUCAUUAAGUCUUGCCCACACGAAACCUGCUCGAAGUCUUUUCAGACCAGUUUCGUUCGAAUGGAUCGAUUCCUUCGUUAAAGCUGGCCGAUUUAUGAAACCAACCCCCACUCAAUUCUAUGUGCGAACUGAGUCCGCUCCAGGCAAGGCUGCGCGCCAUACAACACCAGGGAUUUGGAGUCAAGUAUAUGAACGACUCACAGGCGUCAAACCCGAGGCCAGAUCAAGGUGGCAACGAUGA
Messenger RNA from Exophiala aquamarina CBS 119918, 321 nucleotides. RefSeq lists its product as uncharacterized. The transcript has a single exon. The record is from RefSeq and is a predicted model, not a curated record. Lineage: Eukaryota; Fungi; Ascomycota; Eurotiomycetes; Chaetothyriales; Herpotrichiellaceae. The coding region runs from base 1 to 321 and encodes 106 amino acids.